AUGUCUGGUUGGAACCCAAUCAACGGUCGUGACGCUACAGGCUCACGACCGAACUACUCACCCGUUGGUGCACCGAUCCCAUCGCAGGGUCAGCCGUACGUUCCUCAUCUUGGUGGCCCUGGGUAUAACUUUGGUCUAGCUCCCCCCGUGUAUGGCUAUAUGUACCCCGGCACAGCUGCAUAUGGCCAGCCCGUUUACGGAUUCCCUCCUCAGGGGCCAGUUGCUGGGUUUCAGACUCAGCAGACUUACGCUCAUCAGCCCAACGGGACUGGUAACAUCCUUCCUCGCCAGGCGCAGCCCAUUCCUCAGAUUGAUCCGAAGAUGCCUGCUGCGCAGAUGACGAACUCCUCUGGUGGUGUUGGCUGUGAGCCGGGAUACAACUACUUCUUCCCUGCCAACCAUACCAAGGUGCAUGUAUUCAAGAGCGAUAUCCCCCCUUGGCAGCUGCAGGCGAACGCCCAGAUUCCCUUUAUCGCCUCGCACGUUCCCACCUCGACGAAACUAGGCGAUCUCCUGAAGGGAUUUGGCUGCACCAAUCCCUCAGCCAAGAAGAACAUCUGCUUCGAGCUCUACAGUGGAGGAAAUGGCAAGUGGUACAAGGGGUACUCAUUCACGGGCGACGACAAGGAUGAGAUCGGCAAGACCAUGGAUGAGGUUGGCUGGGACUCGUCCAGGACUGGUAACAAAGGAGAGAAGCCUGUUGUCUGUCUCUGGUUCUGCAAGAGCUAA
This is a messenger RNA of Fusarium odoratissimum NRRL 54006, 729 nucleotides long. RefSeq lists its product as uncharacterized. The coding region runs from base 1 to 729 and encodes 242 amino acids. The record is from RefSeq and is a predicted model, not a curated record. The transcript has a single exon. Lineage: Eukaryota; Fungi; Ascomycota; Sordariomycetes; Hypocreales; Nectriaceae.